AUGGCGGGCCGUCGCCCGCCCGAGUCCCGGGACGCCAGGCGGGGCCGUCGCCCGCUCCCGUCGCCGCCAGGGCGGCCUCGCCCGCCCGUCCCGGGGGGACGCCUGGCGGGCCGUCGCCCGCCCGUCCCGGACGCCUGGCGGGCCGUCGCCCGCCCACCCGUCCCGGGACGCCGGCCCGUCGCCUCCCGCCCGCCCCCACGGGCGCCGGCGGGCGCCUCGCCCGCUCCGCCCGGACGCCUGGCGGGCCCUCGCCCACGGGCGUCCCGGGACGCCUGUCGGGCCGUCGCCCGCCCGCCCGGGACGCCUGCGGGACCGUCGCCCGCCCGUCCCGACGCCUGGCGGGCCGUCGCCCAGCCCGUCCCGGGACGCCUGGCGGGCCCGUCGCCCGCCCGCGGGAACCCGGGACGGGCCUGGCGGGCCGUCCCGGCCCGCAAGCCGUCCAGGGACGCCGGCGGGCGUCCGCGUCCGGGACCCAGCCCUCCCGGGACGCCAGCGUGGGCCGUCGCGCCCGCGUCCCGACCCGCCCACGGGCCUGGCGGGCCGGUCGCCCGCCCGUCCCGGGACGCCUGGCGGGCCCGUCGCCCGCCCGUUCCAGGGACGCCUCGCCCGCCGUCCCGGGACGCCUGGCGGGCCCGUCCCAGCCCCGCCCACGCCAGGCGGGCCCGUCGCCCGCCCGUCCCGGGACCGUGGCCCGGGACGCCUGGCGGGGCCGUCGCCCAUCCCCGGGCCACCCGCCCUCCCGGGACGCCUGGGGGCCGUCGCCCGCCCGCCCGGGACGCCUGGCGGGCCGUCGCCCGCCCCGUUCCCGGGACACCUGGCGGGCCGUCGCCCGCCCGCCCCGGGCCGCCUGGCCGGGCCCUGGCCCGGCCGUCCGGCCGCCUAGCCCCGCCCGUCCCGGACGCCUGGGCGGCCGUCGCCCGCCCCGCGGGCCCGUCGCCCGCCCGUCCGGGCGGGACCGCCGCCCGCCCUCCCGUCCCGGGACCGUGCCUGGCCAGGCGGGCCUCCCCGCCCGUCCCGGGACGGCCCUGGCCCGGGCCCGUCCGGCCCGGGCCCUCCAAGGGACGCCUGGGCGGGCCGUCGCCCGCCCGUCCCGGGAGGGACGCCUGCGUCCCGGCCGUCGCCCGCCCGUCCCGGGACGCCUGGCGGGCCGUGGCCCCGCGUCAGUUCCCGGGACCGGGCCGCCUGGGCGGGCCGUCGCCCGCCUCCCGUACCCGGGACGCCUGGCGGGCCGUCGCCCGCCCGUCCCGGGACGCCAGGCGGGCCGUGGCCCGCCCGCGUCCCGGGACGCCUGGCGGGCCGUCGCCCGCCCCCCGUCCCGGGACGCCUGGCGGGCCGUCGCCCGCCCGUCCCGACCCUGGGACGGGCCUGGCGCCCGUCGCGCCCGCCCGUCCCAGUCGGGCCUGCUGGGCCGUCUGCCCGUCCCGUCCGGGAACGCCUGGCGGGCCGUCCCGCCCGCCCACCGUCCCGGGACGCCUGGCGGGCCGUCGCCCGCCCGUCCCGGGACGCCAGGCGGGACCCGUGGCGAGCUUUGCCCGCCCUCCCUAUAGAGAGUAA
Molecule: messenger RNA, 1554 nt
Organism: Macrobrachium nipponense
Lineage: Eukaryota; Metazoa; Arthropoda; Malacostraca; Decapoda; Palaemonidae
Product: basic proline-rich protein-like
Exons: 2
Coding region: 1-1554 (517 amino acids)
Source: RefSeq, a predicted model, not a curated record